GAAAGAGAACUAUAAAAGAAAUGAAAAAGAAAAUAAGACAAAAUUCAGAGGCUUAGAACUUACUUACAGCCAUUAUAUAUACAUACAUACAUACAAUACACAGAUAAAAAGAUAAGCAAACAGAGAGAAGCAGAUGAAGAUGCGGAAACGGAGCUAAGGAGGAUUUUUCAAUUUCACCGCUUUGAUUCUCAGCCAAAUAUUUGGACCCUCUGGAUCGGUCCAUGAUCUGUUUGUAGAAGAUACGGGCAGAAGCGAGCUGUAAAUACAUGAUCGCGAGCUGCGGCUUUGGUUCGGGCUUUUGGUUUUAGGAUAAGCCAUGAAGCUUUGCUUUCAUAUUGCAUGCUGGAGUAAAUGCAAUACUCAUUCUGUUACCUGCGCUGUUCCCAUUUUCGGUUUGUAUUGGUACGGUGAAGCUCAUGGUGGAUUGAGGAUGCAUUAUACUGAUGGAUAGUUGUUGCUCCUGCAGUAACUAUGAGAGUCAGUGGGUCUGUCACGCCACAUGGUAGCAGGGAUUUGGGAAUGAUUUUGGAUUCUUACAUCUUUAAGAUGAACAACUGAAUUCCACUAAUUCUUUAGGAACAUUAGUGUCUUUGAUUUUGAUCCCAUCACCCAUGUGAAAAAUGCAUUUGUUGGGUCUAGAAAAGGAUUGCUAGAGUAAAAAAGCUAGUGCAAAGAUAAUUUAGGGCAUUUAGAACAAUAGAGUAAUAUUGGUCAUUGAUGGGAUUGCCUCAAGCUUCCUCCAGCACAAUUGCUGAGGAAAUGACGGCAUCGUUGAGCACGUUUGUACAAACGCAGAGUCGACUUGUUUCCUUGGGCAGUUGUGAUUUAAGUGGAAGUCAUCUAGGUCACCCAGGUAAUCGAGUUCCGGGGGAGUUUCCUUGUUCUUCUUUGAGGGAACUCUCAAAGGAUUCAGAUGCUCUCACCUUGCAUAAAGAUGGUGCGUCUCACAUACAUAGGUUGAAGAUCGGUACCACAGAAAAGAAUGGUUUGCUUGUUCAUAGAGGCGGACAAAAUGUGCAUCACCCUGUUUCAAGGAUUGUGGGGUUUGAACCCAGGGCUUUGGAUUCUCCUACCAAUGCAUUUGCGGGAAACCAACCAGGUGGUAGUCUUUCUUCUGAUUUGGUCAGUAGCAGCACUAAUGAAACUGAGAGCAUGAGCUUAUUAGCCAAGAAGCGCUUAUUGUCUCCUUUGAAUGGCAUGCUCAUGCCAGAUCAAUUUGAUGGUGAACCUCUUCAGAUCAGCAGCACCAUUGCUAAGAGUGGCUCCCAUAAUUUCUCUGUUCCUCAAGAGAGUAAGAAAGCUAACAUAGGUAGCUGCAGUGAUUUCAGUCCUUUGAUAGGGUUUGCAGUGCGUUUCUCAGGACAGAAUGAUUCCCUGGAUAAUUAUGCAACCAAGUCAAAUUUCUUCACUGAUAUCCCUUUGCUGAAGAACAAUGAGUCAGAACCUCUCAAUCCUUCUCCAACUUUACCUGGACUGGCUUGCUUCCAUGAAACAAUUAAACUAAGAUACCAAACCAAGGAAAUAUCCAUACCAACAAAGAAGGCGAUCUCUUCUCCUCUGUCUUUGUCUCCUCUUGGUCCAAAAUUCUCGGGAGGUCCAAAAACUUUAGGAGGAUGCAUGACUGCUAGAAAAGAGUUAGAUGUUAACUAUUUAACCUUAAAGGGUAUGGAGCAGUCACUUGAUGGACCUAUCUCUUGUUUUUUACCUGCCCAAAAAGAAGAUCCUAGAAUGGCUACAAAAUCACUUCAAGAUAUUGAUAUUCUGCGAAAAAAGUUUGACCAAUUCACCCCGGAAUGUGAAAUGAAGCUGGUCAGAACCUUGGGUGGGGCACCUGUUAGAAGGUCCUUGGUUGGUUCAUUUGAGGAGUCCCUGUUGUCCGGUCGUUUAUCAGCUGGGGUAACCAGUCAGAAAAUUGAUGGUUUCCUUGCAAUUCUUAGUGUUACUGGAGGAAAUUUCUCCCCACAUCCACAAAAGCUUCCAUUUGCAGUUACCAGUGUAGAUGGAGAUAAUUACCUAUUGUAUUAUUCAUCAAUAGAUCUUGCAGGCCAUUUUCCAUCAAAUAAGUGCAGAGGCUCCAAAAUGAAAAGAAGUAAUAGCAUUGAUCAUUCUCGAGGGGAAAAUAACUGCCUGCGCAUUCCUAUGAAAGGCUGCAUACAACUGGUUCUCAGUAAUCCAGAGAAGACACCUAUUCAUACUUUCUUUUGCAAAUAUGAUCUGAGUGACAUGCCAGCUGGAACCAAGACAUUCCUGCGCCAAAAGAUCACUCUAGCAGCCUCUGCUCCAACUUCCACAAUGGGUAAUGGAGGGCAGAAGGAUCCUAACAUUAGAACUUAUGUCAACAAUAGCAGGGGGUUUGCCAAUAAUUCAAGUGGAGUUGAUGUUGCACAUACAGUAGUAACUUCGGAGCAGGGUGCAACAAUGAUGAAAGCUGAAAGCCCUGUCUAUCCUAGAGAGGUAAAUGAAUCUGAAAUUGAAGCGAGGAUAGGCUCACUGCCCUUGCAUUGUUGUGGUGGUAUCAGUAAUGAACAUAAGAAAGCUGCUCGGGUGGAAACAAGUCCAUUGAGUGCACCUCAUUGGUCUGAAAGCAAAUUAGAGAGGAGCUCUUCAAAGGUCAAUGAGAGUACUGUGAAUUCUGGAGUCAUGCGGUAUGCACUUCAUCUUCGUUUUUUAUGCUGUUUGCGUAAGAAAUCUUCAAGGAGGGUGCACAGGUGUGUCUCUGAUCCUCUUUCUACACCAUCAAUCAAUGUGGACACCCAAGGGGAGCGGCGCUUCUAUUUGUAUAACGAUAUGAGGGUGGUUUUCCCUCAACGCCACUCAGAUGCCGAUGAGGGCAAGUUAAAUGUGGAGUACCAUUUCCCCUCGAAUCCCAAGUACUUCGACGCCGGCGACUGAGAGGUGAUGAUGUUCCUAAUGUCCGGGAAGAAUCCGAUUCCGUUUGCACAUACAUGUACAUAUAUCUUCAUUUGCCAUGGUUUAUUUCUCAGAUGGAUGGGAUCAAAAUGCCAUGUUCACCUGCAAAUGUGACCAACUUGGAGCGACGACUCUUAUUUCUGUUGGUUCAAUAACAUCCCCAAGGAGUCAUGAUAUGGCCGUACGCCUAGUAUAUAUAAAUAAAUAAACAAAUAAAGGUUACCAUUAGAAGAAAGGCAACAAAAAAGCAAAAAGCAAAAAGCAAAAAGCUCAAGCAUGGGAGGGAAUGAAAGAAAGAAAGACAUGAUGCACACUUAUUGCUUAGUUUGGCAAAGCGGUUUCACUGCUUAUAAGCUAUUAAGAAAAGUGGGUAAAAUAUUUAGAUGUA
This is a messenger RNA of Diospyros lotus (date-plum), 3298 nucleotides long. RefSeq lists its product as uncharacterized. The transcript is spliced from 6 exons. Lineage: Eukaryota; Viridiplantae; Streptophyta; Magnoliopsida; Ericales; Ebenaceae. Bases 718 to 2892 code for a protein of 724 amino acids. The record is from RefSeq and is a predicted model, not a curated record.